Plasmodium gonderi is the source of this 4065-nucleotide messenger RNA. RefSeq names its product DNA helicase MCM9. Gene Ontology annotation, molecular function: single-stranded DNA helicase activity; single-stranded DNA binding; ATP binding. The transcript has a single exon. Lineage: Eukaryota; Apicomplexa; Aconoidasida; Haemosporida; Plasmodiidae. The coding region runs from base 1 to 4065 and encodes 1354 amino acids. Gene Ontology annotation, biological process: double-strand break repair via homologous recombination. The record is from RefSeq and is a predicted model, not a curated record. Gene Ontology annotation, cellular component: MCM complex; nucleus.
AUGCCACUGUCAAGCUCUGAAUCGAGUAUUUUCAGUGACACUGAUUAUGAUGGUAGUAGUGAGGAAGAAUGCAGUUUUAUGAAUACAGAUGAGAAUAUAAAAAAUGUGAAAUUCUUCCAUAAGAUAAUAAUUAAACUGUUUUUGAAAAAUAGAAAGUAUUAUGAACAAGUAAAAAAAAUAGCACUUAGCUAUAUUAGUAAAAUAGAGGACACCCAAUUUUCGCACGUUCAAAAUAGUGAACAGGGAAUCAAUGAAAAUAUAUACAAUUUUUAUUUUGAUACAUAUGAUGCAAUUGAAUAUGGGGAAAACAAAUUAAUAUAUUACAUGCAAAAUAAUUUUCACAAAUUUAUUGAUGUUAUGAACAAUUAUUCUAUUCCUUUUUUUUUCCGACUUAUCUUUCUGAGUUGUUAUUUUGAAUUUCUUUCUAGUAAGGAAAUCAAAAAGGAUAUAAAACACAUUGAUGGUGUGAAUGGAUAUAUCCAUUCCUCUAGCAGUGAUAUCGACAAUGGAGAAUCAGAUUCUAGGACGAAAGGGGAAAAUUCUGUUUGUUUACAGAGGGCAAGCCCUAGUUGUGUUCAGCAGAAUAGCAUACUCGCGAAGAAGUGCUUUUACAACAAAGUGGGAGAAAUGGGAGAAGUGGAGGAAGGUGAAGGAGUGGGAGAAGCGGGAGAAUCAGAAGAAGCUGAAAAGGAGCAUGUCGAAAAAGAAUGGCGUUUCCGUGGCAGUGAAAGUAUGGAAGAAAAAGACAGUAUAAAUUCUGACCAGUCAGAAGAAUCAGAUAUAACUAGCGACAAGGAACGAAAAAAGGGUAGUACAAGCGAAGAGGACUCUUGGUUGUACGAUUUUAUAGAUUAUGAUUUCAAUAAAGAAAGAAAAAUUAUGGAAGAAAUUGAUUUGUAUAGUGCUUGUUUGAUAAAAGGGAUUUUGUAUUCAUACAGGAGGUGCGCUUUUUUAAAAGAUGUAAAUACAAAAAUAAAAAUAAACAAUUGCUUUAAAAUGAUUUUCGAAAAGCAGAAUAUAAAAAUUAUGUGCCGUGUGGUGAACGUUCCAUAUCUACAAGAUAUGCAUAUCAAUUGUUUGCAGGAAAUAAGAAGUAAACAUAUUGGGAAAUUUGUAAGCACAGAAGGGAUAAUAACAAGGGUGGGAGAAAAAAAAAUAUUAGAGGAGUGUAAAAAAUAUAGAUGUAUGAAAUGUGAUAACAUAAUUAAAAAAAAAGCGAUUCCUGAAUUGUAUUAUAAUACCCAAACUGUAUUUAAGUGCCAAAAUUCUCAGAUAAACACGAAUAUACCACCUUGCUAUAGAAAUGAUUUACUAAGUGAAGUAAGAAGCAAGGAAACAAUUCUGAAAAGGAAAUGUAUGAAGGAAGAUAUGGUACAGGAAUUUAGAUGUGAAGAACAACUACUUUAUAUUAAAAGUGAUACUAAGAAUGAUAAUAAACAGAACUUUACAAAUUAUCCUAAUAAUUAUAACUUAAAACGUAAUAUAAACAAACGAAAUGCUAAACAAAAUGGAAGCAUACAUAGCAAUAAUUGUCAUAAUAAGAAUCCAUACAUAGAAAAAAAGUGCAAUGGGACAAAUUUCGAGUUUUUAGAAAGUGAAGUGAAAAGAGUAGAUUAUCAGGAAAUAAAAAUAAAAGAAUCAAGUAAAACAAAUAUCCCAUAUUCUAUUACAGUUGUUCUUUUGGAAAAUUUAGCUGGAAAAUAUCACCCUGGAAAGAAAGUUAUUAUAAAUGGAAUUAUUUUACGAAGAUGGAAAAAAUUGUACAAAGAUAUUAGAUGUGAUUCUGAAUUAUUUAUUGAAGCAAACAAUAUAGAAGUUAAAGAAUUAGAAGUUUCUAAAUGCAAAGAAAUAUCCCUAGAUGAUGAAUUUUCCAAAUGUAUAAACAAUUUAGCAAGUAAGAGAAAUGUCUGUGAUGCAAUGACCAAUCGAAAUAAUAAUAAUUCUUCGAAGAAUAUAUCCCACAAAUCGGAUGUGAAUAACUACACAGGGGAUCCCAUAAUAUAUGAUGAAAAAGAAAAUCCUUUAAAACCAUUACAGCAUAUUGGAACUCGACAAUAUCCUUUUGCAAAUCGGGAGGAGAGACAACAGCAAGAGGUGUCUGUACCGAAUGAUGAUGAAUCACUUCCAUGCAAAUCGUUUGAAAAAGCUUCUUUACACUCUUGCAAAAUAAGUAAAAACAGAAAUAAAUCUAAGACGAACACUAUCUAUACGGAUGCAAAUGGGCAAGAAAAAAAUUUAUUUGAAAAGUAUUGGCUUCUCUUUAAAAAUAAUAAACUAGAGGGCAAGAGGUACAUAUGCGAUAGCUUAUGCCCGAAUUUAUACAAUAGUAAGUUACCCAAGAUAUCUGUACUUUUAGUAUUAAUCGGUGGAAACAGAAUGACUGAGCAGGAUUCUUUUUACAAUCAAAAUAACAGAUGGAAGAAGUAUUUCAGUAGGGGCAGUGAAAGGUUGGAUUCGAAGUUGGGACCAAGCGAUGGUGAGGAAGUAGCAGAGGAGGGAGUAGUAGAGGAAGGAGUAGUAGAGGAAGGAGUAGCAGAGGAAGGAGUAGCAGAGGAAGGAGUAGUAGAACAAGAAGUAGCAGAACAAGAAGUAGCAGAACAAGAAGUAGCAGAACAAGAAGUAGCAGAACAAGAGCAGCAUCAGGGGCGGGGUAAAUAUGCUGAGGUUGAGAUGGAGGGAAGAGGAAAAUAUGGUAGCGAGAAAAGAAGAAAACACAAGAAUAGGAAAGGAAGAAGGAAUUUUUCAUCUGACAGUUGCAACAAAAGAACUUUGUGCCAUUUGCUGCUUGUUGGAGAUCCAGGAACGGGAAAAUCACAGUUAUUGAAAGAGGUACAAAAAAUAAGCUAUAUUUGUAUGAACGUAUCAGGUAUGUUUUGUACAACUGCUGGAUUGACAUGUGCAGCGAUAAAAGAAGGAAAUAAUUUUAUGUUGGAAAGUGGAGCUUUAGUUUUAGCUGAUAAUGGGGUUUGUUGUAUUGAUGAAUUUUGUUUAAUGAAAAAUGAGAAUAAAAAUGCUAUUCAUGAGGCAAUGGAACAAUUAACAAUUUCGGUAGCGAAAGGUGGAAUAGUGGAUAAGUUAAAUUGUAGAUGCACUAUUAUUGGUGCAUCUAAUUUUGAGUUGCAUAAAACUGUUAAAGGAAAUUUGGCUUCUUGUGAUAAUAAGGCCCUUAUCAUUAAUCUUUCCUAUGCUUUGCUGAGCCGAUUCGACAUGGUUGUAAUAACAGAGGACAAUAGUGAAAUUGAUUCCAAAAUUGCUGAUUAUGUUUUAGCACAAGAUAUGAACACAAGUUUUUUUUCGAGUGGAAAUGAUUCUGAAAGGGUUGAUCCAUUGAUGAAGGAAGGAUCUGAGAUUACAGGAAUAAGUGGUGAAGAAGUAGACGUAGAUGUUUAUUCACUUGCUGGUGAUGGAGGAGUAGUAAAUAACUGUUCUAAAUUAUCUAGCCAUUAUUGUAAUAUACCAAAUGUAGAUGUGGAUCCAAGAAAAUUUAUCAUUACAAAUUCCACAGAUCAGAUAAAAUGGGUAAAAAAAAAAAAUGAAUUCAAAAACACUGAAAAUGGAAAAAUUAUUUGGUCUAGCGAGAAACUAAGGGAAUAUAUUCAUCAUGUGAAAAAUAACUGUUUUCCGUAUUUUAAUAAGAAUUCUAAAUUGAUAUUAAUUAGUUAUUAUUCCAUGUUAAGAAAACAUAAUAAUGGAGAUAAUGGAACAACCAUAAGAACAUUAGAAAGUUUAAUCAGGUUAAGUGAAGCACAUUCUAAAAUGAUGUACAAUGACAAUGUCUCAUCUGAUGAUGUUAUAAAUAUCAUACUAUUAUCAGAGCUAAGUUUGCGUGGAUAUAAAAUUGCUGUUAAAACAAAUUCCAAUAAUGUACUUAUAGCAAGGACAGGAAUAUUUGACAAUUUAAAUGAUUCCUUGGUUUUUUAUAACAAUAUGCAUAAAACCUUCUAUUCUUUGGAUGAUGUUUUGUUCUAUGAGUCCCUGUACAAUUAUUUUAAAAAACUACUUUUAGAGAAACUCAAUUUAACAGAGCGGGAUGAUGGGGUUAUACACAAAAUGGUGCUUCACUGA